AUGGUUCGAACAAAGAAGGGGCCUGCAGUAUCAAAAGGAUCAAAGGUUCACCGUGAUGGAGGCAAAUACAUACGACAUAAUCGCAUAUUCAACGAUCACACUGGCAAACCAGCCUUGAUGUUAUGGAGUGCCCCUGAACGCGAUGGCCUGCUGCCCCCUCUCUCUUCCUGGAUAUACUAUAUAGUCCAUCCAGAUGUCCCGCAUGAUUUUAACGGCAAUGCGCUUCACUGGGGCUUAACUCUCCCAUUGAGCAUCGGUCAAGGCAGUUUAUUUCGCUAUGAAUACUUCUUCCUGCCUGGCGCUACUGCUGAAGAAUACCACGCGCACUUUCUUAGAGAGAUCAAGGCUCAAGGUACCAUUUGGCGCCAUAUCCGCAAGGUCAACAGAGCUAUAGAGCUCAAGAAGCAGGAAAGCGGUCCACAAGAAGAGGAAGAUAGCUAUUUGAGGUCUGCUAGCGACGAGGAAGACAGCAAAUACAAAUUGCAUGGGUUCAUAGGGCAAACAGAGUAUAAAUGGGUUCAUAAUCCGUCCUCUAACGAAGACUAUGCAAAUUAUUAA
Messenger RNA from Fusarium coffeatum, 558 nucleotides. RefSeq lists its product as uncharacterized. The transcript has a single exon. The record is from RefSeq and is a predicted model, not a curated record. The coding region runs from base 1 to 558 and encodes 185 amino acids. NCBI's taxonomy places the organism in Eukaryota, Fungi, Ascomycota, Sordariomycetes, Hypocreales, Nectriaceae.